CUUACUUACUUACCUGCUUGUUUAUAACUGGGUUGGUAUUCCUUCUUUGCAUUUUGCUACCACUAUCUGCUAUCCUUGUUGUUUGAUUGAGUUGUUUCUUGAGUCUUAUAUACUACUUGGUAUUGAUCGAUCGGAUUGAUACCCACCUACUACCCCAUUUAAUCCCCUUGCUGUCCCAGUCAUCGCAUGGUUCCUCGGUGGAUCUCCCGCGCGCAUCGUCAUCAUCAUCAUCAUCAUCAUCAACACCAUCACCAUCAACCAACGCCAUAACUACAACUACAACCACAACUACAAUUCCAACCACCAUGUCAGCAGCCGUCCCAUAUCUACAAAAGCUGCGCAAGCCACAGCUCGCUGAACUCGCCGAAAUCACCGACCUCCGCAACCACGAAGACUACAACAAACCGGAACUCGUCCUCGCCCUCGACCAGCAUCUCCAGGCUAAUCGCUCCAUCUUCGCUACCGACAAGCGCCUCGCGAACUACUAUAGCCGUCUCGCGACGCGCUCGCGCGGCGUGUCUUCGCCUGCGAAGAGGGAUCUUAAGCAGGAGGUCACGCCUUCGUCGGAUGGCGUUGGCGUCACGCGUCGACGGACGACGCGUUUGAAAGAGGAGUCGGUUCCGACCCCGCGACCUCGUCACCGUGCAGCCCCCCUCCCCCCUUCCCCCGCAAUCGUCACAGACGCCAUCGACCGCCAAUCCGCCGAAAUCCGCCGCUCCAUCAGCGAAGCCUGGACCGGCUCCGGCGUCGAAGAGCGCUCCAGCGCCCUCCGCGCAACCCUCAGCAGCGCCAAAGCCAUCCAAGUCAUCGCCCUCCUCCUCGAAGCAGCCAGCCUCAUCUACGAGCUUCUCCCACUACGCUAUCUAACCACCAUCCCCGCCGUGCGGGCCCUCCACACCCCGCCCUACCCCAUCAAGGUCCCCGACCUGUUCGUCCUCGUCGACGGCGUCUUCUGGGCGCCCAUCUCGCUGUGGCUGCUCACGUCGCUGGUGCUGCCGCUGCUCGCGGCUUACUUUUUCAAUUUCCGCUUGAAUAGCGCCUCCCGUGGGAAAGGGGGGGGAGGCGCGAGCAGCUUUGAUCCGCUGAGCUUUAAUCUGGUUAAGGCUCUCGUGUCUUACUUUGUUUAUCGGCGUGAAUUUGACUUCUUUGGGACUUUUGUCUUUGCGACGAUGCAUAAGGUCGAUAUGGCUGUUCCGGGUCAGUGGCGCGGGACGGUGGCUGGUGCUGUGAUUGGGAUUGUGGGGACGCUUUAUGAGGAGAUUUUGCGUCGUGGUUGAUUGUUGCUUAUGUAUAUAUCAUUGGGAUGAUAUGAUUGUGGGAUUCCACCAAAGUGUGGAAUCCAAGGAGUGUGAAUGAUGGAUGGCUGAUGGAUGGUAUGGUAUAUGGAAAUGGGAAUGGGAAAUGGGCUUGUUUGGUUUGACUGAUUUGAUUGAUUCAACUGUUGGAGUCUGUCUAUUCUAUCCUAUUCAUUAGUGUUGGAAGGUCACGGUGUUGGCGAUGAGACGGUACAGUCAACGUGAUAUCCUUGUUUUUUUUGGUCUUUAUUCUAUCUUGGUUGAUGGCGUGUUGGUUGAUGUUAUUUUUAGUUAGGUAGUUGAGUUAUAAGUAUAAGUAUCA
Messenger RNA from Aspergillus campestris IBT 28561, 1617 nucleotides. RefSeq lists its product as uncharacterized. NCBI's taxonomy places the organism in Eukaryota, Fungi, Ascomycota, Eurotiomycetes, Eurotiales, Aspergillaceae. Bases 306 to 1277 code for a protein of 323 amino acids. Gene Ontology annotation, cellular component: membrane. The record is from RefSeq and is a predicted model, not a curated record. The transcript is spliced from 3 exons.